AGUUUUGCUCAAGAGUUGCUGGUCUCUGGCGGACGUGCGCGAUGUUCGGCUACAUUGGCAUGGGACCUAUGGGCUUUGGUCCAGGCUCGGGUGGCAUCCCAGUGCUGAUUGAGGAUCCGUGGGACGACGUGCCUUUGGUCCUCGAGGUUCCGGUGGGUGUCAUUGGCCCCGGCCUAGCACUCCACGCAGCGCUCCACCCAGCACUCCACCCAGCGCUCCACCCACUGGGAGCCUCAUUGGGCUCAGCCUUGGGCCCCCAGACCAUCGUGAGCGUGGGACGCGAUCGGACGUUGGAGCUGUACCAUGAGACAGACUCACAGGCAGCCGAGCGCAUCUUGAGGUCGCAGCAGAUGUUGCGUGGCGAGAGUGGCAUGGCAGGCGGUGGCAUCUACUUUGCUGAGAGCCCAUCCGAAGCACGGCAGAAGGCCCAUCGCCACGGGGUCAUGCUCAAGGCCGACGUGCGCGUGGGCCGGAGCAAGGAGGUUCAUGGCACUAUGAGCACCUGUUGCAGCCGCUUGCAAGACGAGGGCUAUGACUCGGUGAAAAUCCUGGGGUGUCGAACCGGCCCGGAGCACGUGGUCUACAAUUGCGGUCAGGUCUCCAACAUCCGGCAGCUCUGAGAUGCAGCUCAAAUCUGAUAGCUGUGCCUAGCCCUGGUGAUGAGAAUGUGUUGAUGCUCAGCUUCCAGGCCAUGGUGUUUGGUUUUCACCCGAGUGGCGGAUUUGCCGCGAGACUGGACUGUGGCGAUGUGCCACAGGGUCUUUGUGUACAGUGUACAGCAAAUGUAAAGCGCAGGCAGUUCCCAGGCACUUGGCAAGUCUCAGGCCCCCAACGCAGGGGGAGUUUUCGAGACAUGACCUGAUGCGUGCUGCCCACUGUGGCAGCCGUGGCGACUGCCAACGGCUUCUCGUGUUUUGCUGCGGUGCUGAGCCACAGCUAGCAAAAGGAACCCGAACGAGUUCGGUCGUUCCAGGACUUAAGCAUGUGCGUGGCGUAGA
This is a messenger RNA of Effrenium voratum, 998 nucleotides long. Lineage: Eukaryota; Dinophyceae; Suessiales; Symbiodiniaceae. The record is from the annotation of a GenBank genome assembly.